Messenger RNA from Asparagus officinalis (garden asparagus), 872 nucleotides. RefSeq lists its product as uncharacterized. The record is from RefSeq and is a predicted model, not a curated record. Bases 139 to 699 code for a protein of 186 amino acids. The transcript is spliced from 2 exons. Lineage: Eukaryota; Viridiplantae; Streptophyta; Magnoliopsida; Asparagales; Asparagaceae.
GUCAGAUUUUCGUCAACAUGUGGAGGCCAAUAGAGAAACUAAAGCCCAUGCUCAUCCUCUGUCUGCCACAUAGAAGUUCUUCUAUUAAUGGUGUAAAAAAACUGUUAAUUGGCUAAAAGCUUGAAUCUUUUUCAAGCGAUGGAGUCCUCGGACGAAAACAAGAAGAAAUUGGAGCUGAUUCAUGUGGCCAUUAACCAACUCAUUGAAGAGACAAAUAAGAAGGGCAAGGAUCAAGAAGAAAAAGAAGAAGAAAGCAUUCUUCUCUCUAGAUUGCUAUCUCAGUUGGAUACAAUGGAGAAAGAUGCAGCCACCAGCUGUUUGCUGAAAUGCCCAUUAGAGAAUGAGCAGCCUUUGACGUUGGCAACUGGAGCCAGAGAGAGUAGAGACGAAGAGGUGGAGGUGAAGGAGAUAGUUAAGGAGCUUAGAAUUGUGAAGAGGCAGAAUGUCAUUACACAUUGCCUUCUCUCAGUCAUGAUCAUUGUUACUGCGGUCUGGCAGUUCUCAGAGGCCUCACUCUUGCUUAAUAUGAAAGAGAAAGUAACUCAUCCUAUAAGAGCCGUUGGAGAUAUGGUAACAGGAUCUAUUAAGUGGAAAGGGGGGACGCCAAAGAUUGAAGCACCUCCGCUUCCUCCGAUAAGUGUUCCAGAGCUCCCUCACAUGGAUCUACCACAGUUGAAUUUCAAUGGGGGUGAGGAAUGAACUCACUCUAAAUGAUCUCUGUUGGUUUGUACGAAUACAAAUUUAGUCCCACACCCCCACCCACACCCCUUCGUUGCUUGUGUAAGUUCUCUUCCGGUUGUAUAUUUGUUCUUGUGGAUUAUCAAAGUAAAUUGUGGCCAAAGGGUUUUUCUUAUAAAUGUUGGUUGAUGCCC